Molecule: messenger RNA, 2078 nt
Organism: Diaporthe batatas
Lineage: Eukaryota; Fungi; Ascomycota; Sordariomycetes; Diaporthales; Diaporthaceae
Exons: 1
Coding region: 361-1848 (495 amino acids)
Source: RefSeq, a predicted model, not a curated record
CUCGAUCGCGCGCUGCAUGCAAUGCGGCAAUUCGCAUUUCUCUUACUAGCCUAGUCGGCCGGCCUUGUUGAAAGGCCGUCCCGUUUGCUUUCACACUAUCACACUUGCCCACCUGCAUGUUUCCGUCCCAAUAUUCGAGCGGUGAUGUGUUUGAUUUUCUCAAUCGAGUCUGAUCGUAGACCUCGGCCAACAUUGUGACUGUCCAAAUAUCACUUGCCCAGGUGAUAAUCUGUGACACAAUCCUCGUAUUCCCCUUAGACAUGUUGUUCGCCACCCUGGCAUUGUGUUUGUUAUUCUCGUUCAGCGUUUCGUCGCCCGCCUCGAGCUUGCAGAACACAACACGAUGCCUUUCGGCACACAAUGUUACUCGCAUGCGCGUUCUACGCCCUCACAGCCUGUUUUCGUCCGGCUGUGUGCGUGAACAGCAGUCCGUUGGUAUCUUUUGAGAUAUCUCACUCAAACCCGCCUGGUUCGAAUACCAUCAAGGGAGGGAGUGGUGAAGGUGAACAACGCCUGACAGGGAGUAGACUUGUCAUUGCAGCAGACCAGAAGGACACUUGGAGUCCUUUUCGAGAUGCUCUUUCUGCACAGGCAGCCCUCUUGCCAACGGCACCUUCAAACGAAGUGAUCAGUUCAGUUUCCGUGGCUGCAAGGCUCUUGCCGGAGUCCACACCCACCGCGAUUCCCACACCAUCUCGAUUUCUUCAAGCGGUUGAGCUGGUGGAUAAUGGUGCAGCAGGAAGCAUAGCCACAGAAGCACCCUCGUUGAGAACACAAUUACGAAGAUUCUCCCUGGCCAAUGCCACUGCGUCCUCACCUCUAACGACGACAAUGAGGGCGACAACUACGGUCUAUGUCAACCCUCACGACUGCACUGAAACCUCAACACCAACAGAUGCAAUGGCGCGACACUCCAUUCCUGUAUCAGACGCCGGACAAAAAGGGGGCAUUGCAGGCGGCACAGUCGGCGCUGUGGUUCUAGUGGCCGUCCUGACCCUGUUCUGCUACAGGCGUGUACGGCGGAGGACACGAAACAGGAGGGGAUUAAUGAGCCCUUCCGACUCGGGCUCCACGACCGAUGAUGCCGAGCGCGGCAUGGUCAGCCACGCGGGCCUAUUCGGCUCGGACGACAAGACCGCCAGCGCCCCAGAGAGCUUCACGGCCGAUGUGCCACAGAUCUCAGAUCCCUCGGUCGUCACGACCACAUCUGCACAGGUCCCAAUAUGCUUCCGGCCGUCCCGCCGCCUCGUCAGCCGAUACCCCAGCCUCCCGGUGACGCCGACGGCCAGCGUGCGGGCGUCUGACUACCUCAACCCGGUGGUCCGCGAGACGGUCCUGCUGCCUCGGGCCCUGAGGCUUGCGGGCAGGACGACGCUGGUGCGAAGGCAGUCAUGGCAGGCGGCACCGCGCAGACAACCAGCACCAGACGAGUCAGCCGAGCACCCCGACGGCAGCACCGGCUGGAGGAACAGGGCCAAGAGCGGCAGCUGGACCGGCACCAGGAGCAAGAGCUGGGGCAAGGGCAGGAGCACGAGCGCGACCAACAGCAGCAGCAGCAUAUACAGCUCUGAUGCGACGUUCGACUUUGCCGAGUACGUGACGAUCGGAGCCCGGACGUCGCGGGGCAGUGGGACGGCCACGCAGCGCGCGAGUGCGACGACGGACGCGUCGGGCCUGAGGAGCACGCUGGCCAACUUCCCUCGGCCGCCGCCAUAUACGUUCUCCCGCGGAGACGGUAGGGGCCUGGGGACGAGCUGGCGCGAGAGCUUUGUGUUCUCGACGCCUGAUGACGAGGUGCUGCUGGCGUUUCCUGAGCUUGCCAGACAGGUAGAAGAUGAGAGUCCCUAGUUGUAAUUUCGGUACACGGUGGGUCAGGUAAAUAUACCUAGGUACAUUGGAACCUCAAGGUCCAAAAGUCGGUUUUUUGGCAGGUCAGCGUUAGCCAGGCGUACAUACUUGGUCUUUCAAAAUGGUGGUUAAAUUCGGCAUGGCAGGAGUUUGGUAAUGUGUGGCUUCUGGCACAAUAUAGGUAACCAUAUAUGUGCAUAUAAAUGUGUGCAUGUAUAUAUAUAUUCGAG